Molecule: messenger RNA, 1225 nt
Organism: Odontomachus brunneus
Lineage: Eukaryota; Metazoa; Arthropoda; Insecta; Hymenoptera; Formicidae
Exons: 6
Coding region: 205-810 (201 amino acids)
Source: RefSeq, a predicted model, not a curated record
UUAAUAAAUUUAUGUAAAAGAACAUUCAUUUGAAUUUAAAAAAAUAUGUGACGCGCGAAAACUCUGCCUCUAAUAACAUCGUUACGUAUCACUGUGACCGGGAAGAACAGCAUCAGUGCCUAGAUUUCUUAAACCGUAAGAGAAAACCAGUGUUAGUGUGUAUUUUUGUAUUAGCAGAGAGAAGUCUGAAAGCUGAUUGUUAAAAUGAGCAAUGAACAAGAUAAUAGUCUUGGACAAUAUGCAGUUGUUCGAUUUACUGAUGAGAACUCGAACUCGAUGAAAAUUAUUGAUUUGGUUCCUUCUUCCUGGAUCUACGAAGUUGACCAGAUAGGAUAUUUUUGUUUGUAUCCAGAUUCAAUUGAUUAUCAUCAUUUAGAUAACUGGCUUCUUUCGUUGAAAAGUGCCGAAAACAAUUGGAAUUCGUAUGCAAUAACUAUUAUUGCAUAUGCAAAAGAUUUAAAACAAGGAAAAAGAAGGUUGAAGAGAGCACUGAAGUCGGACAACGUGAAAAGUACUGAUGAUGACGUGUGUAAUAUUAAUGAAGAAUCAGUAAUGAUAUUGUGCAAAGAUUCCCUGCAAAAUCAGUUAAAUGUAGUGAAGCCAUUUUUAAUCGUUGACGAAUCUCCUUCGACAAGUUCUUCACGAGCUUUUAUCAAAACAAAAACAAAGAAAAAGCAAGAGAUAUCAUCAGCAGAAAAUGUACUUCCUUCAACAUCAAUCGCAAUGCUUCCAGUUAUAAAUGAAGAGACGACAGCCGAGAUUUUGAACGUACAACCGAUUUCAGUGAAUGGGACAGAUUACAUCGACUAAAAAUUUCAACAGCUCCAGAAAGAACUUACAAACCAAAUUUUAUCCGUCAAAAGAAGUAUUUUGUACGAUUUUGAUAAGAAGAUAAACGAAGUGAAACAUACAAUUAUCAUUAAUCAAUCAAACGCUAAUUACCAACCAGAAAGAAGCAUCGAAAAGUUAAAAGAAGCAUUAACAAUUGCUCUACCAACAGUAUCACUGGAUCACUUUUUAUAAUUAGAAAAUUUAUUAAUGGAUUCUCCAGAACAAAGAAGCAUUGAUGGCUUUGUUCCGUGUACUUAUUACUAAACAAUCCAAUUUGAAAGAAAGCAUUGCCAAAGUAAUGAGUUCAAUAAUGACGAAGGCAGUAGAAUUAAAAUAUUCGGGAACAGGAAAAAUAAUUAAUGGACAGUCCAAAAGAAAGAAACUUUAGCAGUAC